UUCUUAUCACUAUUUUUUUGUAAACAUCUUUUUUUUUAUUUUGUAUAAAAAAAAUACCAUCACUCCAUCUCUCUUGACCCUUAUUGCAAACUAGAUCUUCAACAUGUAUUCAAUGGACCGCAAAGCUAUAACAAUGGAACUAUCAUUAUCAAAGUGUUUUUCCAGUAUAUUGUCAAGGGAAAGGUUAUUUAUUGAACAUAUCCAUCAAUUAUGCUUAUCAACAAAAGUAGAACAUGAUCAAGGUUUGAAUCAUUGUUAUGGUCGUUAUCUUUGUGGAAUUGAUAUCUUCAUUAUCACCAUUACUAUUGUCAUCAUCUAUCAAAUAUUUAUUAGUGUAGUCAUGAUACAUCCUUCAUCAGUCUUAAUAUGUAGUAUUAUUAUUCAAUCAUCACUGUCAUUUGAAAAUAUGAUCUAUUUAUUGUUCAAAUCAUCCACUCAUUCAAUGGCAUUCAUUAUCUAUUUAAUUCUGACAUCUCCAACAAGUUUUUUAUGA
This is a messenger RNA of Halteromyces radiatus, 493 nucleotides long. RefSeq lists its product as uncharacterized. The coding region runs from base 104 to 493 and encodes 129 amino acids. The transcript is spliced from 6 exons. NCBI's taxonomy places the organism in Eukaryota, Fungi, Mucoromycota, Mucoromycetes, Mucorales, Cunninghamellaceae. The record is from RefSeq and is a predicted model, not a curated record.